UUUUCCAGACUUUCCUGAAAGUCAUGGCUUCGAGAUUCUUCGAGGGCCGGCUCGUUCUGGUGACGGGAGGUGGCAGCGGCAUUGGAAGAUGCGUCUGCCACGCCCUCGCCCGUGAAGGGAGUCGGGUCAUCGUGGCCGACAUUGACUUGAACGCGGCGGAAGCUACUCUCGGGUCAUUGCCGGGUACAAACCACAUAGCUCUUCAGGUGGACGUGGGUGAAUCGAAGUCCGUGACUGCUCUUUUUGAGAGCAUCUCCAAGCUGUGUUCCCAGCCUGCGAGCAUCGUGAUCAACUGUGCUGGCAUGGGAAUGAAGACCACAGAUCUCGUGGACUUGACGGAGAAAUGUUUUGACGAUAUUAUCCGAGUAAAUACUAAGGGCACAUUUCUGGUGAACCAGGCAGCGGCACGGGCAAUGACAGCCGGGAGCGUUCGCGACGGCGCCAUCGUCAACAUAGCGAGCUUGGAGGCCACGCAAUGCAGCCCCGGCUGGAGCGCCUACGCAGCGGCCAAGGCGGGCGUCGUGGCGCUCACCAAAGUGGCGGCGAAGGAACUGGCCUCGCUGGGAAUCCGCGUCAACUGCGUCCUGCCGACGGUCACGGACACGCCCAUGUCCGCACCGGGAAAGCACACCGAAGAAAGGAAGAAGUUGCUGGAGUCCAUUCCUCUGAAGAGAUCCUGCCGCCCGGAGGAGGUGACCGAGGUCAUCCUGUUCUUGUGUGGCCCGGGAAGUUCUUUUAUGACGGGCGCUGCAGUGGAUAUCUCGGGUGGGCUGUAA
Messenger RNA from Ixodes scapularis (black-legged tick), 776 nucleotides. RefSeq names its product (3R)-3-hydroxyacyl-CoA dehydrogenase. NCBI's taxonomy places the organism in Eukaryota, Metazoa, Arthropoda, Arachnida, Ixodida, Ixodidae. Bases 24 to 776 code for a protein of 250 amino acids. The transcript is spliced from 3 exons. The record is from RefSeq and is a predicted model, not a curated record. Gene Ontology annotation, molecular function: oxidoreductase activity.